Leishmania mexicana MHOM/GT/2001/U1103 is the source of this 765-nucleotide messenger RNA. RefSeq lists its product as hypothetical. The record is from RefSeq and is a predicted model, not a curated record. The coding region runs from base 1 to 765 and encodes 254 amino acids. The transcript has a single exon. Lineage: Eukaryota; Euglenozoa; Kinetoplastea; Trypanosomatida; Trypanosomatidae.
AUGGCGACCUCGUCACCUCGCACAGCGAUGUUUUCGUCGGCGGCGAUGAAACAGUAUCUGCAGCAAUCGAUGGAGGACGAUGUCCUCUGUGCCUUUGGCCCCGACUACUUCUACGGCGCGCGCGCCGGUGCGUGCGUCGGCUCCCUGUUCUCUGCGACUCUCUGCUGGUACACAUUUCGACUGCUAAAGGAGGACCAUCGGGAGGCAGACUUCCUCGCCGGUCUCAAGCAGGGCCAGCGCAACCCUCACUUCUCUACGUGGACUCUUCUGCGCGGCUUGCGCACUCAGCCGAUGCUCACCACCGGGUGCAUUGCGCUUGCCAUCACGUCUGCAAUGAAGUGCGUCAAGUGCUACCUGGCAAACCUCCGCUGCCGCGAGUUUUUCAUUGACGACGUGCACUUCGAUAUGAUCAGCAAACUGAGCGAAACGGACUCAGAGGCGAGGGAUUUUAUGGCGACAGUUUCGCAUAAUGCGACCGGCUGCGGUGCAGGCGCACACGAUGCAUUUCCGACUUUCAGAGAGGAUUGCAGUGAAGGCCAACCCACUCAGUCGCCUGCCCCUAGGGCGUCUGCGUCGAGAUCGACAGUGAAUGGCCUAUUCCACACUCACAGUAGUAGGCUAGAUAACAAAGAGUCCACUCUUAUUCACCGCGCGCCAACAUACUACGACGGGGUUGCCGUCGCGCUUCUGGGCUCCGUUUUGGACUGCUACUUGCCUCAAAAACCGGUUCAGAAGUACUAUAACAUGCGUGUCGGUACCUGGUAG